Molecule: messenger RNA, 2226 nt
Organism: Malassezia sympodialis ATCC 42132
Lineage: Eukaryota; Fungi; Basidiomycota; Malasseziomycetes; Malasseziales; Malasseziaceae
Source: RefSeq, a predicted model, not a curated record
AUGUCGGGGGCGAGUUCCUCUGGGAUGUCGCCGCGCUUGCGGAAGCGGCCUAGCGGCUUGCUGGAGGUGUCUACGUGCGCCUCUGGUGCGAGCUUUGUCUCAGAAACGGGACUGGUCGAGCUGGAGGAGUCGAUCGCGGAGCUGCGUCGCCAGCCGUCGGCGGACUCGUUCAGCCGCAUCGUCAACGAGAUCAGCACGCACCGCCGGCUGCAGACGGGUCCGCGCCACAGGCGCAGUUUCCAGAGCUUUGCAAGCAGCGAGGAUGGACGCAGCUCUCAUAGUCGGCUCAGCAGCGUCGACGAAGACGCGUCUGUGUCGGGUGUAUUGGUACGGCCCUGUUGCUGCCAGCAGCCAGACUGUGAGGUCGCGCGGCGUGUGAUGCAGCACAUGCAGGACAUGGAGAUGGAUCUGCAGCUCAGCGCAGAGAUUGGCCAGGCACUUUUGCAGCGCCAGGACGCGAUUGUGCAUCGCUCGCAGCAAGAGUCGGAGGACCAUGCGCUGCAACGGGACCAGCUGCUCGCCCGGCUCACCCAGAGUAUCAAGGAGACGCAGUCGCUCCAACGCCAGCUGUGCCAGGCGCAGUUCAAUCUCGAGGCGGCGGACCAGAGCCACCACGCACUGCUCUCUGAGCUCGAAGAUGCGCGGCAGCAGAUGAAGCAUAUGAAGAAGCACCGUACCAAAGCAUCUAGCCUCGAGGCCAAGCUGGAACGUGCCGAGAUGGACUUGGAGGAUACACGGGCGGAGCUACGUGCAGAGCAGCGGCGUACGGCCGCUGCUUCAACGCAGAACCAGCAGCUGGUAGCGCGCCGGUGCAUGGAGCUGAGCGAUCUGCUGCAAGAGAGCCUACGCGAGGAGGCGUCGAGCACGAAAGAUGCCUAUGCCAAGGCAUGGGAUGCCGUGCGUGCGCGCCUGGAUGCGGCGCGUGCGUCGUGCGACGGUGAAGCUGAGCAGGACGACGACCUAGAGGCUAUUUUGCAGGAGCGCGAUGCACUCCAAAAAGAAAAUGCACAGUUGCAGCAGCUCUUGCGAGGCGCACAAGACGACAUCCUGCAUCUGCGUGAGGCGACGGAGGCGCCAUCAUGCGAGUCGAUGCAAGGCGCGGUGCUCAGUGCUGACCUCCAUGGCGUGUCAGACACGUCGCGUACGGAAACCACAACCGACGGAACGCGCGGCAGCAAUAGCACAGCGAUCACGACGCCCUCGACGUCGCGCCUGUGCCUGGAUGAGGACAGUGCCUCAUACGACACGGGCUCGCUGCGGGGGAUGGACUUUGAGCUCACCCUAGAGCACCGCACCGGCUUGCUCGGCGCACUCAUUGAGGCCAUGCACCGCACCUAUACCAAACUGCAGCAAGCCGAUGUUGACACGCUAUCUGCGCGUCUCCAGCGCCAGAAACUUGCGGGUGAUGUUGGCCACCUCUCGCGCACGACUGUCCAAGCCAGUGUACGCGACGUUGAGGGUCUGAAGGAGCAUUUCCGCCAAAUGGUCGAAAAAGAGGCGCGUCGUGGCGUGCACCUGGACGGUAGCCUUGUGACGCGCCGCGACUUUUUCGCACUCGUGAAGCUGCAGCGCGAGUCGCUGCUGGAACUAGCGCGCUUGCGUCGGUGCGUGAAUGAGAUUCAGUUGCAACCGCAGGCGGCUGCCAAGCUGCUGCAUGAGCACCUUGGCGCGCAGACGUACAAUACUGGGCGCAGUUGGAUCUCACGUAUGCUAACAGGCGUACUCUCGACCGAGUCGGCUGCCACGCCGGCUGAGCCUGGUGCAGCGUCCUUGCCGAGUGCGACCGACUCUGGUUUCGUACGCGUGGGUCCCACUGACGUGGCAGCGCCGGCCGCUACCGUGCCAAUGGCCAUGCCGCGACGCAAUGCAGCGCCGCCGUCCCGGCUACUGCCACGCUCCGGCACAGCGGCGCUGUCCACAUCGGUGGCCGUGCAUGCCCAUGGCAUGCAUGGAGCCGGAAAGCCAGGCAUCCUGAAGACGAAGGCGUCGCAGCCAAGCCUGGCUGAUGUGGGCCAGCGGGCGCCACGGCGGCCGCUGGCGAACAUUACCAAUGCGGCGCCACCGACGCGGCCGUGGGAGGAGCCACUCAAACGAUCGCGGGCACGUGGUCUGAGUGACAGCUCGAUCCACAGCACCUUCCUCGAGCAUGGCGCGCCAGCGCACGAUCCGCCGGUAGAUCGCGUCAUUACUACGGCCACGCUGACGCUCUCAGGUCACGAUGCCUGA